Messenger RNA from Acytostelium subglobosum LB1, 486 nucleotides. RefSeq lists its product as hypothetical. The annotation marks the transcript as partial. NCBI's taxonomy places the organism in Eukaryota, Evosea, Eumycetozoa, Acytosteliales, Acytosteliaceae. The transcript has 2 exons. The record is from RefSeq and is a predicted model, not a curated record.
AUGUUUGCUACAAAGUUAAUUAUAUUGUCACUAUUGGUGUCAAUGUCAUUGGCACACUUGUGUAUCUUUGAACCAGAGCAGAGAGAACCAACUUUUGCAGUGCCAAUUCAACCUGGUGAUGGUGCAUGCUAUAGACCAUAUUCAAACUGUGGAAAUGUUACUGCUGGUGCACCAGUUGCAUUCUACACUGCAGGAUCAACUGCCUAUGUCCACUUCCAACAGAACUACAAUCAUUGGUAUCAGCCCAAUCAAGGAUUCAUGGAUGUUGCCAUCUCAUACAAUGGUGAUCAAGGUCCCUUCCAAGUAGUCUCAAAGACCAUCCCAGAUUACAAUGCUUGGGACAUGGUAUCUCAAACAAAUUACACUGUAUCUAUCCAAGUACCAAACCAAACAUGCAAGGGAUGUGUGUUGAGAGUUAGAUACAUUAGUAACAAUGCUGGUGAACCUCUACCAGACUUCUAUCAAUGUGCUGAUAUCGCCAUCCAA